Python bivittatus (Burmese python) is the source of this 2377-nucleotide messenger RNA. It is a transcript of the gene MIDN, whose product is annotated as midnolin. The record is from RefSeq and is a predicted model, not a curated record. Gene Ontology annotation, molecular function: protein binding. NCBI's taxonomy places the organism in Eukaryota, Metazoa, Chordata, Lepidosauria, Squamata, Pythonidae. Gene Ontology annotation, cellular component: nucleus.
CUUUCCCACAGCCAUCACCAACCCCGGCUGGUUUUGUUGGCACCUGCGGAGGGGGGUGCCUCCUCCCCUCACGGAUCUUUGCCGGCCUUCAGGAGCUCCCGUCGGUCCGGAGCGAGGAUACCCGCUUUCUGCGGAGCGGGCAUUUCGGAUUGUCCAUUGUUAAGAUUAUUCUUCCAGCUUGGUUUUAAGUCGGGAACGGUUCGGCGGAGAGGCGUCUGACGGCAUCGGUGAAUCGAAUGGACCACCAACCCUCCCCCAGGAGCUGCAGCCGGGGGCCCCCAGCCUGCGACACUGUCCAGAGUGACCCUCCUAUGAAUGUUUUCAUUCACACGACCACCGGGGCCCGGUAUGAGCUCUCUGUCCCCGUGGAAGAGACGGUGGAAGGUUUGAAGAGGCGGCUGUCUCAGAGGCUUAAAGUCCCCAAGGAGCGGCUGGCUCUUUUACAUAAAGAAAGUCGUCUGAAUUCAGGCAAACUGCAAGAUUUGGGGGUCGGAGAAGGAAGCAAGUUGACUCUGGUACCUACGGUGGAAGCUGGCUUGAUGUCUCAAGCAUCUAGACCAGAACAAUCCGUGAUGCAAGCAUUAGAAAGUUUAACUGAAACUCAGGUAAACGACUUCCUGUCCGGGAGGUCCCCCCUGACCCUUGCCCUGCGGGUGGGCGAUCACAUGAUGUUUGUCCAGCUGCAGCUCGCAGCUCAGCAGAACAGCGGGCAGCUCCAACACCGCCACGUGAUCGCCAGCCGUGGAGAGCAAGCCGGAGGCACGACCGCAACCAUGCCGGUGCCGACAGCCGGACCGGCCGCCUCCAGUUGCCGCACCCUCCACGGGGGCAGCCCCACGUCCUCCACUUUUGCCCGACUCCCCACGGCGCCCACUUGCCCGCAAAGCCCUGUGCCCAGUCCUGCUGCUUCUCCGUCGCCAAUGCAGACAAUGCCGCUGUACUGUACCACCGCUAACCCAACGCCCGUCACAGCAGGGAUGUUCCACUCGCACGGGGCCAGUGCGCAAACAGUCAACGGUGGGGGGAGUGGCAGCGUCCUUUCUUCGUGCUCAGAGGUGGACUGCAGCACCCGGAGUAAAAGUUCGCCCAGCAGCAGCCCCACCCAGGCCUCCCGGACCCGCAAACACGGCGCUGUGAUAGAAAGCUUUGUUAACCACGCCCCUGGGGUUUUUUCGGGAACGUUUUCUGGCACUUUGCACCCCAAUUGCCAAGACAGCAGCGGGCGGCCGCGCCGAGACAUCGGCACCAUCCUGCAGAUCCUCAACGACCUCCUGAGCGCCACGCGGCACUACCAGGGCAUGCCCCAGUCGCUGACGCAGCUGCGGUGCCAGACGCAGUGCUCCCUGUCGACCCCCUCCCUGGAUCUCACCAAUCACACUACCUCAGAAAGGACGGCAGCCGCUGCUAACCAGCCCUUGCACUUGGGGGUCCCGUGCCCGAGCCAAGCAGCCACCUGCAAGCCCGCUGGCGACCGGUUGCGGCAGACGGAGAACCGCGCCACGCGUUGCAAAGUGGAACGCCUGCAGCUUUUGAUGCAGCAGAAACGGCUGCGCCGGAAGGCGAGGCGGGACGCCCGAGCCCCCUACCACUGGCUGCCCAACCGAAAGUCCGGCCGCACCAGCAGCAACAGCAGCGUUUCUAGUGAAGGCAGCCUUGAUCUGGACUUCGAAGAUUCAGUUUGGAAACCCGAAGUCAAGGCGGACAUGAAAUCCGAAUUUGUCGUAGCAUAAAAAUAAUAAACCUUGGGUAGGGGAAACAGAAUCCUUUGGGGUGGGCGGGGCGGGGAAGGGGGUGUUGGAAAAAGAAUUCAAAGACCAUUUAGUAAUAAUAAUAAUAAUAAUACAUUUUUGGUCCGUGAGAGCAAAGUUUUUGGGUGCUUGAUUAUAAAACAAGACUGGAUUGCUGUGGAUUUCGUUGGGUGGACCUCGUCUUCAGACGCGUCGAGGUGGAUGAGGCCAGCCUAGGAACAGUAUUUUCUAUUUUCAGAACUGUUCUGCUUUUAUUUUAAGAACUGAAACAGCUUGGGGGCAAAGCAGGCAAGCGAGAGACAAUUCAGAAAGAUGGCAAACACACGUCUUGGGGGGGUGGUUGUUUUGUUUCAGAAAGAGGAAUCUUCCGAUGGCUGCCUUAGAAAACAUGUGGACGAAAAGCUGGACCAGUCAUGGACUGGAUGGAGAGCGAUGAAGACUUUAACCUUCUGGCUUCCUGAUUUUUUUUUUUAUUAUUGGGGGUCGGAGGGAGAAAGAGGAAGGGGAGAACCGCUGGGGUGUGCUGAAGGCUGCUUCCUCCCCACCGGCGCAUUGACGAAGGGGUGUGUUUGAAACUGGAGGCAGUGUCGUUCCCGGGAAACUUCCUCCUUUUUUUUUUUUAAAAAAAA